UCUUGCAGAUCCUUCUCUCCAAAGUUCAAUGCUGUGGAUGGUGCUGUGGACAGGACAAGCUUUGAAGGAAGCUACAAAGUGGAAAAUGGAAAACCACUAAAUCCUUGUGGACGGACUGGUUUGACUGGAAGAGGUCUUCUUGGACUGUGGGGGCCCAAUCAUGCUGCUGAUCCUAUCGUCACAAGAUGGAAGCUGGAUGCCAGUGGAGCUAAGGUUCUUCACUCAGCCUCCAAAAAGCCAAUCCUACAGUUUGUGUCCAUCAAGAGGAAAGACUGUGGAGAGUGGGCCAUUCCAGGGGGAAUGGUAGACCCAGGGGAGCAGGUUUCCCUCACGUUGCAGCGGGAGUUCUCGGAGGAAGCCCUGAACUCGCUUUCCUUCAAAGAGUCUGAGAGAAAAGCAAUCCAUCAACGUAUCAAAAAACUUUUUGAGGCACCUGGGUUUCAGGUCUACAAAGGCUAUGUUGACGACCCAAGAAACACUGACAAUGCCUGGAUGGAGACAGUUGCCGUCAACUUUCACGAUGAAGCAGGAAACAGUGUGAGCGAGCUGCCCCUGCAAGCUGGAGAUGACGCAGGACAGGUCCAGUGGGUGGACGUGGACUCGUCCUUCGCUCUCUAUGCGAGCCACUCCCACUUCCUGGAGCUGGUUGCCAGAGAGAGGAAGGCCCACUGGUAAUCAAAGGACAAAAGGCUGUUCUGAUCGAACAAUGAGGCAAAGCAGAGCCUGAACAGCACUUGUCCAUUCAUCCAGAGUGACCCCUAAUGGGAAUAUUUAAUAUAUUCAUAAAAUCUAUCUAACCAGACAGCAUGAUGAGGAAAAAAAUGCAAAAAAGGAAUAGAAAUGCAAUCCAACUUUAAUCUUUAAAUAAGGUGUAUUAUGUUCAUGUGCAUCUAUGACAAACUGCCUUGCAAAGGAUUUAAAAUGUCACAUUAAGGAGUAUUUUCAUUUUUAUUGCGUCUGAAAAAAUAUGUAUGCAUUGUGCCUUAAAAACAUUUAGUAACUGCUUGAGCUUUUUCAUUUCACUGUGAAGUGGAAGGGAAAGAAUGCUUUGUUCAAAGAAUUCUUACAAAUAAAAACCUGAAUAUUGUUUUGUGAUUUUAUGCCCUGUUCCACAGCUUCUCAGAAGCCCAUUUUUAGGGCCUAUCAAGCCUUAGAUAUGGUCAAAAUGUUCCUUACUAGGUCUUAAAUGAUCUUUGGUUACACCUUAAUGCAGUGGCAGCUGGUGGAGUUUUCUCUAGGGGGGGUACAAAUUCAAAAUGUAUGUAUAGCAAAAAACUAUUCUAAGUUAACACACCAGUAUAUUUAUAUGAAUGCCAACAACAAAAAACUCUAUAAAAUGAAAACAUAAUUACAUGUACAGGUUUACUUUUUGUACAUAAAUGUACU
Molecule: messenger RNA, 1386 nt
Organism: Cyprinodon variegatus (sheepshead minnow)
Lineage: Eukaryota; Metazoa; Chordata; Actinopteri; Cyprinodontiformes; Cyprinodontidae
Gene: nudt9
Product: nudix hydrolase 9
Exons: 6
Molecular function (GO): ADP-ribose diphosphatase activity
Source: RefSeq, a predicted model, not a curated record